AUGAAAAGAAAGGGAAUUAAGAAGACAGUUAUUAGAAAGUCUGUAAGAUUGAUGCAACAGAACAAGGAGGCUGCUGCUAAAUCUGGAACACAGUCAUUGGUCAGUGAGAGUGAUGAUGAAUCUUUCAAUCCAACCCUGUCAUUCCAUAAUUGCGACAGUGAUACUGUGUCUUUGGUUGAUAGUGAUAAAGAGGCUGAGGUAGAGGAUGGAAUAAGGAUGGAAGAUGUUGAUGCAGAUUAUUUUGAUUCAUUUAAAGGACCGAUUUGGGAUGAUGAAUGUGAUGACUUUGAUAAUUAUUUGACUAAGUUGUAUAAGAAUGGGGAGUUGUACAAAGACAAAGGUUUUGGGAAUAUUGUGAUUAAGGAGUGGCAAUUGUUUACAGAUAAGCAACAUUUGAGGGAUGUAAUUAGGGAUUAUUGCAUACAAUCUGGUUUUUCAGUGAUUGUUGAUAAAGCAGACAGACUUAGGUACACAAUUAGUUGUAGUGAAGCAAAAUGUGAGUGGAGAUUGCAUGCUUCUACGCUGCCUGAUGGUGUCACUUGGGCUAUCAAGAAAAUUCAAAAUGCUGAACACACAUGCUUGGGAUAUGGUGUUGAGAUGGCACAACCAAGCUUGUAUAGGGUUAGGAACAAGGCCUCGAGUAUCAUUCAUGGUGGGCAUGAUACAUCAUACAGUGCAUUGCCAUCUUACUGUGAUGUUAUCAAAUCAACAAACGAGGGUUCAUAUGCAAAUUGUGCUUGGUAUCCCCCUACACAUCCUGAUAGACCACUAGUAUUUAUGAGCAUUUUUGUAUCAUUCAAGGCAUCUCUAGAGGGCCUUUUUUCUGGUUGUAGAAGUGUUAUUGGAGUGGAUGGGGCUCAUUUAAAGGGUAAUUAUGGUGGUGUUUUGUUAUCUGCAAUUGCCCUUGAUGGCAACAAUGAAAUGUUUCCAGUGGCAUGGGGUAUUAUUUCAUGUGAGGAUGAAGAGAGUUGGAAGUUCUUCAUUUGGCAUCUUAAGCAUGUACUGGAACCAAGUAACAGAGGCGACAAUUGGUGCAUAAUAUCUGACAGGCAGAAGGGAAUUGAGAAGGCUCUCACUGAUUUGUGGCCUAAGGUGCAAAGAAGGUAUUGUUGCAGACACAUUAGUGCCAACUGGAAGAAGUCUUUUCAUGGGCCUAAGUUAUGGCAAUUGUUUUGGCUAGCAUGUGGGGCCUUCUCAACCUUCACAUUUGCAAAGGCCAUGAAUGAGAUUGAAAAAAACAACCCUGAUGCAAGGAGAUGGCUUGCUAAUUUGGGUCCACAGGAGAGAUGGACAAAACAUAAAUUUGACCCUGAAUUGAAGUGUGAUGUUAACAAGACAAAUUUUGUGGAAAGCUUCAAUGCAACCCUAGGAACUGACAGGUGCAAGCCAGUGUUAAGUUUGUUAGAGGGAAUUAGGAGAGUAACAAUGGUUAGGUCUUGCAGGGCUUUCAUGUCUAGUCCAGGGGAGUAUGAGGUGGUGGAGGGUAAAUCAACUUUGGCUGUCAGUUUGAACCAAUGUACAUGCCUUUGCAAUGUCUGGCAACUCACUGGCAUACCAUGUAGGCAUGUAAUGAGAGCGAUACUUCAUGAAGGUCUUGAUCCACAAUCCUUGGUUGAUGAUUGGUAUUCAGUAGAGAAAUAUAAGUUGGCCUAUCAUCACAGCAUUAAACCUAUCCCUGACCAGGAUAAGUGGCCAGCAACUGAACACCCUACUAUAUUACCUCUUGUGCUCAAAAGAGGUGUUGGUAGGCCUUGUAGGAACCGAAAGAGAGGUGAUGAUGAAGAGAGGAAGGCAAAGAGGAGCAAGACAAUAAAAUGUGGAAAGUGUGGGGAUUUUGGUCACAACAAGGCCAGUUGCAAGGGAGGGGCAACAAAAAAACAGAAGGCAGCAGCAACAAACACUGAUGAUGCUUCAACUUCCAAGUGA
Messenger RNA from Amaranthus tricolor (Joseph's coat), 1926 nucleotides. RefSeq lists its product as uncharacterized. The transcript has 4 exons. Lineage: Eukaryota; Viridiplantae; Streptophyta; Magnoliopsida; Caryophyllales; Amaranthaceae. The coding region runs from base 1 to 1926 and encodes 641 amino acids. The record is from RefSeq and is a predicted model, not a curated record. Gene Ontology annotation, molecular function: zinc ion binding.